CUCGUCCACCAGUCACUCCCAGAAAGUGUGUUUGUUUCAGAAGAGAGAAAGAAGAAAGUGAGAGAGGGAGGAAUGGGGGGAGAGUGAGCGGGGGAGGAGAGAAGGAAUUCAACACCUGGAGGAAAGGUGUGAGACAUGGCGUCCGUUAACAAGAAUGGGAGCCGAUCUCGUUUGCAAAGCAGGAAGCCGCCGCACCUCUCUAUCACUAUCCCACCUGCCGAGGGGGAGAGGGACCCCAGGACCACCCAGCCACUGACAAGGCCGCUGUACCAGAAGAGUGUCAGCCUGCAGGAGCCUCGUGGGCACAGGACGGAGGGGACACCCAGCGGCGAAAGGCCAGGCUUCAGACGACAGACGUCCUUGUCACAGAGUAUAAGAAAGGGCACAGCCCAGUGGUUCGGUGUGAGCAAUGACUGGGAGGGGAAGCGCCAGCAGUGGCAAAGAAAAAGUCUGCACCACUGCAGCCAGCGCUAUGGCAAACUUAAGCCCCAAUACCAGCGUGACAUGGAGCUACCGAGCCAAGAGACACCGUCCUUCCAAGCUACAGAGUCCCCUGCAACAUGCCGGAUGCCCAAGAUUGUGGAUCCAUUGGCACGAGGUCGAGCAUUCAGACAUCCUGAUGAUGUGGACAGGCCCCGGACCCCCCAUGUGUAUUUGGGCAACCUGACUCCUGGAGUGGCUUCUCUAACAUCCUUUACCAGCGUGCGCUCAGGGUACAGUAGAUUUCCAAGGCGUAAGAGGGAGAGUGUGGCACACAUGAGCUUCCGGGCUGCAGCUGCCAUAAUAAAAGGUCGCUCUAUUCUGGACACCCCUCAAGGCCGACGGUGGGGGCAGAAGAAAAGCUUUGCCUACCCCAGUUUCAUGGACGAAGACACUGUGGAUGCCCCAGACACCCUGGACUCGUCCUUCUUCAGUAAGGUGGAAAUGCACGAUGAGACCUUCUCCAUGCCCGAUGAUGUCUUUGAGUCGCCUCCACUCUCUGCCACCUAUUUUCAUCCUACCCCACAAACCCCAGACAAAAGAUCUGACAUUGCUGCGUCUGCUAUGAUAGAACCAGGGAAGCCUCCUGUGCCCCCGCCUGGUACGUGCCGUAGAGGUCGUCGCAUUGCCUCUCAAGUAAAGCAUUUUGCCUUUGACCGCAAGAAGCGUCUGUACGGACUGGGAGUAGUUGGUAACUGGCUGAACAGAACGUACAGAAGAAGCAUCAGCAGCACCGUGCAGAGCCAGCUGGAGCACAUAGACAGCCACAGGCCUUACUUCACUUACUGGAUCACUUUUGUCCAUCUCCUCAUCACCAUCCUGUCCAUCUGUACAUAUGGCAUCGCCCCCAUUGGUUUUGCUCAGCAUACCACAACAGAGCUGGUCCUGAGAAACAAAGGUGUCUAUGAGAGUGUGAAGUAUAUUCAGCAGGAGAACUUUUGGAUUGGGCCUGGCUCAAUUUCACUCAUUCAUCUUGGUGCAAAGUUCUCUCCCUGCAUCCGUCGAGAUGUCCAGAUUGAGCGCUUGAUACAAAAGGAACGUGACAGGGAGCGAGGAUCUGGCUGCUGCGUACAGAAUGACAACUCUGGCUGUGUGCAAACCCUGCAGCAGGACUGCUCGGAAACAUUGGCUACCUUCGUUAAGUGGCCAGAUAAUAAUGCCCCGCUCCACAAAGACACCAAUCUGAAGAGGGCAUCAGGAGCUGUUUGCCAUCAGGACCCACGGAUAUGUGAAGAGCCUGCUUCUGUACAACCGCACGUCUGGGCAGACGACAUCACCAAGUGGCCAAUUUGCACUUCACAAAUGAAGAGCAACCAUACCGGGUUCAUGCACAUAGACUGUGAAAUAAAGGGGCGGCCGUGCUGCAUUGGCACUAAGGGCAGCUGUGAAAUCACUACACGGGAAUACUGCACUUUCAUGCACGGAUACUUCCAUGAGGAAGCAACACUCUGCUCUCAGGUACACUGUCUGGAUGAGGUCUGUGGUUUGCUGCCAUUUCUAAACCCUGAAAUCCCUGACCAGUUUUAUCGCCUGUGGCUUUCCCUGUUUCUUCAUGCUGGAAUCAUACACUGCCUGGUGUCUGUGACCUUUCAGAUGACCGUGCUGCGUGACCUGGAGAAGCUAGCGGGCUGGCUACGGAUCUCCAUCAUCUACGUACUAAGUGGCAUCACUGGCAAUCUCGCCAGCGCCCUGUUCCUGCCCUACAGGGCUGAGGUUGGUCCAGCAGGCUCCCAGUUUGGGCUUUUGGCAUGCCUCUUCGUGGAACUGUUUCAAAGCUGGCAGAUCUUGGCCAAACCAUGGAAGGCCUUCUUCAAGCUCCUGGGCAUCGUACUGUUUCUUUUCCUUUUUGGCCUCCUCCCUUGGAUUGACAACAUCGCCCAUAUUUUUGGUUUCAUUAGCGGCCUCCUCCUCUCAUUUGCAUUCCUCCCAUACAUCACUUUUGGGAAUGUUGACAAAUACCGCAAGCGUGGCAUGAUUAUUGUGUCUUUGAUGGUCUUCUUGGGUCUUUUUACCUCCCUGGUGAUCUGGCUGUACAUUUAUCCCAUAAACUGGGCUUGGAUGGAGUAUCUCACCUGCAUACCAUUCACCAAUAAGUUUUGUGAGAAAUAUGAUAUAGAUCAGGUACUACACUGAGAACUUUAUUUAAAGAGAAGAGUAUAGAUGUCACAUUUAAUGUCCUGGAGAGUAGAGAAGAAAGGAAAUCUCUACGAAGUCCAUGUCAUCACCUAACUUUGAGUUCAUGGAGUAAAAAGAAAGUACUUGGCCUCAAUUUCUUAUGGGCAUUUAUUUAUGCAGGAGGUUGAAAGCCAAUUUGUAAGGCAAUUUAAAGCUUCAGGCUGGACUGUGGAUAAAGUUUAUUCAAACUCAGAGAUAAAAGCUCUUUUAAGGACUAUGAAAUGUGGGCUUUUCUGAAAAGUUGCUCAUAUAUGUGCAAUAUAAAUAGAAGCUGGGGAUACCUUUAUGUAUUUAAUAUAAACCGAGCUUGUCUCUAACCAGCAAAGGAAAAAAUAGUGGAUAAUAAUCUGCAUUUGGCAGGUCCCGAAUCCUCAGUGGAGAGGUCUAGCUUGUCUGUCAGGUAGUGGGUCAUUACCUGUAAUAUUAGUUUACAAAACUCAUGGUCUCUGGGAUACUAAACACUAUGUAGUACACCAAACAUAUCUGCUUUUAGGGUCAUAUACCUCUUUGCAGACAAUAUAUAUACCUCUCACUAGAUGUGCUACCCAUACUAAUACAUACCCUACUAAUACAGCCACUGGGAUAUGCACCUCCCCUCUACACGGGCAAUCAGAAUCAUGUACCUCUGCCCUCUUCCUCCUUAUACAGGCAAUCAGAAUCAUGUACCUCUGCCCCUCCUCCUUAUACAGACAAUCAAUCAGACUCAUAUACCUCUGCCCUCCCCUCCUUAUACAGGCAAUCAGAAUCAAGUACCUCUGCCCCUCCUCCUUAUACAGGCAAUCAGAAUCCUGUACCUCUGUCCUCCCCUCCUUAUACAGGCAAUCAGAAUCCUGUACCUCUGCCCCUCCUCCUUAUACAGACAAUCAGAAUCAUGUACCUCUGCCCUCCUCUCCUUAUACAGGCAAUCAGAAUCAUAUACCUCUGCCCUCCUCCUUAUACAGGCAAUCAGAAUCAUGUACCUCUGCCCCUCCUCCUUAUACAGGCAAUCAGAAUCAUAUACCUCUGCCCCUCCUCCUUAUACAGGCAAUCAGAAUCAUGUACCUCUGCCCUCUUCCUCCUUAUACAGGCAAUCAGAAUCAUGUACCUCUGCCCUCCCCUCCUUAUACAGGCAAUCAGAAUCAUGUACCUCUGCCCCUCCUCCUUAUACAGGCAAUCAGACUCAUAUACCUCUGCCCUCCCCUCCUUAUACAGGCAAUCAGAAUCAUACCUCUGCCCUCCCCUCCUUAUACAGACAAUCAGACUCAUACCUCUGCCCUCUUCCUCCUUUAUACAGGCAAUCAGAAUCAUGUACCUCUGCCCCUCCUCCUUAUACGGGCAAUCAGAAUCAUGUACCUCUGCCCCUCUUCCUUAUACAGGCAAUCAGAAUCAUGUACCUCUGCCCCUCCUCCUUAUACAGGCAAUCAGAAUCAUGUACCUCUGCACCUCCUCCUUAUACAGGCAAUCAGAAUCAUGUACCUCUGCCCUCCCCUCCUUAUACAGGCAAUCAGAAUCAUAUACCUCUGCCCCUCCUCCUUAUACAGACAAUCAGAAUCAUGUACCUCUGCCUUCCCUCCUCCUUAUACAGGCAAUCAGAAUCAUGUACCUCUGCCUUCCCUCCUUAUACAGGUAAUCAGAAUCAUGUACCUCUGCCCUCCCCUCCUUAUACAGGCAAUCAGAAUCAUGUACCUCUGCCCUCCCUCCUUAUACAGGCAAUCAGAAUCAUAUACCUCUGCCCCUCCCUCCUUAUGCAGGCAAUCAGAAUCAUGUACCUCUACCCUCCCCUCCUUAUACAGGCAAUCAGAAUCAUGUACCUCUGCCCCUCCUCCUUAUACAGGCAAUCAGAAUCAUGUACCUCUGCCCCUCCUCUUUAUACAGGCAAUCAGAAUCAUGUACCUCUGCCCCUCCUCCUUAUACAGACAAUCAGACUCAUAUACCUCUGCCCCUCCCCAUACAGGCAAUCAGAAUCAUGUACCUCUGCCCCUCCUCCUUAUACAGACAAUCAGACUCAUGUACCUCUGCCCUCUUCCUCCUUAUACAGACAAUCAGAAUCAUGUACCUCUGCCCUCUUCCUCCUUAUACAGACAAUCAGAAUCAUGUACCUCUGCCCCUCCUCCUUAUACAGGUAAUCAGUAUCAUGUACCUCUGCCCCUCUUCCUCCUUAUACAGACAAUCAGAAUCAUGUACCUCUGCCCUCUUCCUCCUUAUACAGACAAUCAGAAUCAUGUACCUCUGCCCCUCCUCCUUAUACAGGCAAUCAGAAUCAUGUACCUCUGCCUUCCCUCCUUAUACAGGCAAUCAGUCAGACUCAUAUACCUCUGCCCUCCUCCUUAUACAGGCAAUCAGAAUCAUGUACCUCUGCCCCUCCUCCUUAUACAGGCAAUCAGAAUCAUGUACCUCUGCCCCUCCUCCUUAUACAGGCAAUCAGAAUCAUGUACCUCUGCCCCUCCUCCUUAUACAGGCAAUCAGAAUCAUGUACCUCUGCCCCUCCUCCUUAUACAGGCAAUCAGAAUCAUGUUCCUCUGCCCCUCCUCCUUAUACAGACAAUCAGAAUCGUAUACCUCUGCCCCUCCUCCUUAUACAGGCAAUCAGAAUCAUGUACCUCUGCCCCUCCUCCUUAUACAGGCAAUCAGAAUCAUGUACCUCUGUCCUCCCCUCCUUAUACAGGCAAUCAGAAUCAUGUACCUCUGUCCUCCCCUCCUUAUACAGGCAAUCAGAAUCAUGUACCUCUGUCCUCCCCUCCUUAUACAGGCAAUCAGAAUCAUGUACCUCUGUCCUCCCCUCCUUAUACAGGCAAUCAGAAUCAUAUACCUCUGCCCUCCUCCUUAUACAGGCAAUCAGAAUCAUGUACCUCUGUCCUCCCCUCCUUAUACAGGCAAUCAGAAUCAUGUACCUUUUCCCUACUCUCCUUAUAGAGGGAACCAGAUUGCUGAACAUAUUUUCUCUCCUGUCCUUCUUUUAGAGGCAACUAGAAAUUGUCUCUACCCACCCAUCCUACUUACUGAGUCAGUCAGGAUAAUCUAUCUCUAUAUUCACCUUCUCCUUAUAGACAAUCAGGCUAUACCAUUUAAUUCUCAUAUUGGGAACACAGAACAUAUACCUCAGGUUGCAUUAUGAGGAGAGGGCAAUCUGUAAUAAAUAUCUCUUCCCUCUAAUACACAUAAUUAGGAACAUGAACCUCUCACUUUAGCAUAAUGCGCAGACGGGUGUUUCCCUGUACUCUCCUAAUGCGCAGGUAGGGGGCGUGUUCCUGUACUCCUAAUGCGCAGAUGGCGGCGUGUUCCUGUACUCCUAAUGCGCAGGUAGGGGGCGUGUCCCUGUACUCCUAAUGCGCAGAUGGCGGCGUGUUCCUGUACUCCUAAUGCGCAGAUGGGGGGGUGUCCCUGUACUCCUAAUGCGCAGAUGGGGGUGUCGCUGUAAGCUCCUAAUGCGCAGAUGGGGGCGUGUCCCUGUACUCUCCGCAGGCGCGGGCGUGUCCCUGUACUCUCCUAAUGCACAGAGAGGGCGUGUCCCUGUACUCUCCUAAUGCACAGAGAGGGCGUGUCUCUGUACUCUCCUAAUGCGCAGGCAGGGCGUGUCCCUGUACUCUCCUAAUGCGCAGACAAUCUUCCUUUAAUAGGAUAAUAAGGGACCAAAUGAGACACAGUGCACUCAUCUCAGAUGGAUUUGUUAUAUUAUUAAGAAUUUAAUAUUUUUAAUUGUCAAACUGCAGCAGGAGAAUCAUUUCAUAUUAAAAUUACAUUUGUCUUUUCUCAAAGGAUCUGCCUGCAGUUUGUCCUGGGGGCCACUGGGAGUGAACGUGGGUAUUUUGUAUGAGCGACACUGUUCACGUAGGCAAAGGUGUCACAUGAUAUAUGCAAAGGAAUUCAUAUUGACACAAGCUUUUUGCAAGCAGUUUUGUAUUUAAUUUAUUUAAAGCAAGUCUCUAGAUUUCACUCUCCAGCAAAUGUCCUUCUCCCCUCAUCUCCUGGAGGGUGGGAAGGGAAGGAGAGAUACUAUUUGUAUGAUGCACGAUGGACAUUUGUUUUGUUUUUCUAAAACUGUGUAGAUCCAGGAGACCGGAACUGAUUGUGAAAUAAAAAACAUUGACUAACA
Molecule: messenger RNA, 6726 nt
Organism: Bombina bombina (fire-bellied toad)
Lineage: Eukaryota; Metazoa; Chordata; Amphibia; Anura; Bombinatoridae
Gene: RHBDF2
Product: rhomboid 5 homolog 2
Exons: 18
Coding region: 136-2613 (825 amino acids)
Biological process (GO): regulation of epidermal growth factor receptor signaling pathway; regulation of protein secretion
Cellular component (GO): endoplasmic reticulum membrane
Molecular function (GO): serine-type endopeptidase activity
Source: RefSeq, a predicted model, not a curated record